This is a messenger RNA of Protopolystoma xenopodis, 594 nucleotides long. The record is from the annotation of a GenBank genome assembly. Lineage: Eukaryota; Metazoa; Platyhelminthes; Monogenea; Polystomatidea; Polystomatidae.
AUGCUCACAGGCCCAUCUGGAACUGGGCUUUUUUACCGUUCUGUUGAGUCCCGAUCUGAGUCGACUUUGCCUUCUCCGGAGAGUUCCUCUAAGUCCUCAGUUUCCAACGGCAUUGCCAGUGCACUUAAUUCAUGCAGUUCUGCUCUAAAUCUGGCAGCUACCGCUGGUUCGCCUGCAGUUGAAGACAGGCAUGUAUGUACUUCGGGCCAGGCGUGUACUACAGCGGCUCUACCACAGCCGCGACUCUUUUCUCUACCACUUGGGGGCUGCUCAGUGGAGGUUUCACUGAAUGCUGCGGUGGAUGCACUUAGCGCAGCCAACCUGUUGCCUUGUACUUCUACCCCUAUUUUCGGAGCUGAGAUCGGUUCUGGCUCAAUAAAGCCUAUCACUGACAUGAUUUCGCCAACUGGUGGAGAUAAGAAAAUUCCCAGUUUGGCAGGCACGGCUGUUUCGCCUUCGGCUCUUCGCGUUGGACUAUUAAGCCAUUUAGUCAAAGCGUCUUCGCUACAUGAAAAAGCGAUCAGUUCGGCUCAUUUCGCGUCAAUUCCUCUGGCUUCAACAACUGCUUCCUACUUGCCACCCUCUUCAUUUUAG